CAGGGCCCGGCUGACAGGCUCCACGGGGAAGGGUCCGGAGGAAUCACUGCAGAACCGGGAUCCCUGUCACAAGAACGAGAAUCAUUUUAAGUAGAAGCGCUUUAAAAUUCUACCUCAAUCCGUUCUGUACUCACUGAAUGCUCUGUCAUCUGUAAAUGAAGAUUUCUUAACUCCUGCACCAACCGGAGCUCUUCCGCACAAUGAUCACACCAUCAUCAAGGGAUGUGGGGAAGCGUGGUCUGACUAUGGACAGAAAAGGAAGUGCAAAAGAGACAAGAAAACCAGUAGCACAGAGAAAAGCUAUAAUAGCUUCGAACAUUAGUCAACAAAACCACAAACAUCAUUCAGCCUCACAACUAGUUUUUCAGCCUCAGAGGGUGUGAUAUAUGAUUAUUACAACUAUGUGCAUGUGAAAAUUACUAAACUGCUUGUAAGUGUGAUGGAGCUGCAGCAGCAUUUUUCUGUGUCCGCGAAUGAAUAUGAAGAGAGUGAGGGAGACGCAGAGAAGAGGGAGAUGCGGAAAAAUGAUGCUGUUAAAACAGAAGAUCUUUAUCAAAGUCUUCACUUCCCACCUACCGCACACCAUGGAGCUAUUAACAGUACAACACUGGUCUCAGAACACCGUGAAAUAAAGUAUGUGUUUUUACUGUUUGCUGUGAACAUUCUUAUCUCAGCCAUCAUCCUCGUCAUUGUGGGCCUUAAUUACACUCACAACACAGAAACACAACCAAUAAAAGGACAAAAAGAAAUGUGGCUUCACCGAGACAAUGUGUUUUAUUUGUUCUGGAGUGACCACAGUGACUGCAGCACUGCUCAGAGCUUCUGUUCUGAGAGGAACGCCAGUCUGGCCAUUUUAACUGAGCAUAACAAGGUCUGGUUGAUGUCCAGAACCAAUGGAAAGCAAUUUUUGGUCUCAAGAGCCUCAUCAGAUGGAUCUGGAGACAUUGAUGUUCCAUCAGUGGAUGAUGAAGAUCGUGAGUGUGGCAUCAUGACCGAUGACGUUGACAUAGAUCAUGGUGAAGGAUUUGUGUGUGAGAGGAGAGUGAAUCCCAUAGGCUGAUAUUUUGCAGACUUCUUUUGAAGCUGAAUGUAUGUACAAGCCAGCUCCUUGGCCCAAAGUUCAACUUUCAGACAGCAUGCAUGUUGUACUUUUAUUUUUUUAAAUUAUUGUUUUAUACAUUCAGUUCUUAUAAUGCUUUAUUAAUUUGUGCAAGGCAAAACUCUUCUAUGUAACUACUAGACAGAAUAACUGUAUUGUAGAGGUUGUCUCCCUUUGAGGCUUUCAAUUACAUUUUUAAAAAGCAAGCACUUUCCAUUCGUUUUUGUUUUAAUAACAUCUGAUGUAUUUGCUUUAGGCAAAUUGAAUCACGCUUUGGCUAUGUCUAAGUUUAUUAAAUAAAUUCAGCAAAUUUCUUAUGAUCACUUGGUCUCAAGUGGGGGAGGGGGAAUUUACAGAUUUCUACUGAGGGCGAAACUGCCAACUUUCCCUUCUCUUACUCUUCCCCUGCAUCUGCCUCUUGGCUGGCAGAAGAGUGAUCUUUCUUGACUGAAUAUUAGACAAAACCUUAUAGCAUUAAUUCAAGACAAUUGGGACUUUCUUUCCUUCAGACACAAUGGCAAAAAAUGGUCCCAAUUUACAAUUUGAGAGAGAGAGAGAAACCCCUCUGUCUCUGCUGUUACAGAAGAUGACAACAAUGAUCAAGAAUACACAGAUGCAUUACCGAAUAUAAAUCUCUGUGUAGAUAAGAUUUUUUGUUAUUCUAAGUUUUUAAGUCUACUCAUAGGCUUCAGAAUCCCCACAACCCUACACAGAACAAGCAGUUUGGAGAAUGGAUGAUAAAUCUAUGUACUCAGUCUUAAAUCUUCAUACAUAGUUGUGAUGAUGUCAAGUGAUUGUGCUUGUAACUCUACAAAGCCACUAGAUGGCACUGUUAUGUGUUAGAAGUGUUAUGUGUUAGAUACGUGGCAAUCAAGAAGAAGAAAAAACUAACCUUUGUUAGUAUGUUAAGAUGAAUAAAGAAAAACAUGUUAAGACUGCA
This is a messenger RNA of Cyprinus carpio (common carp), 2039 nucleotides long. RefSeq lists its product as uncharacterized. The record is from RefSeq and is a predicted model, not a curated record. NCBI's taxonomy places the organism in Eukaryota, Metazoa, Chordata, Actinopteri, Cypriniformes, Cyprinidae.